This is a messenger RNA of Oreochromis aureus, 4690 nucleotides long. RefSeq names its product tripartite motif-containing protein 16-like. Gene Ontology annotation, molecular function: protein binding; zinc ion binding. The record is from RefSeq and is a predicted model, not a curated record. The coding region runs from base 1512 to 3188 and encodes 558 amino acids. The transcript has 2 exons. Lineage: Eukaryota; Metazoa; Chordata; Actinopteri; Cichliformes; Cichlidae.
GCUUUCUACUCAGGGUUUUUUCUUCCUGUUCAGAGCAGAAAUGUUUAUGUUAAGAAACUGGCUGUUGUUUUUUUCCCUACAAUUUUAAUUAUAAGCUAGAUAUAUUUCUACUAAUGAAAUUAGUUUGCUAACUGAUUCUCGAGUAUUGAGCAAUUCGUUCAUGAUUCGUACAUCACUACAGUCUGUUUCCUCACCUCAGUUCACUGGCCAGAUGUUUGGUCUCCAUAAAUACACUUAGCUUAAAGAGUGAACUGUCUGCUCGGAGUUUCCUAAAACGUUUAAGUAUGUUUGGCUUCACACCAACAAACAGACCCAGCUUUGGUAAAAACAAACAAACAAACUAAACUAAUUAACCAAAGUUUGUAUGACCCAAGCUGUGUUAAGUGGCGAUGUCACUAGCGUCAUGUAAAUCAGCCAAAGGUUAGCUAAAUUUAACUUUUUUAAGAUUAUUCAUUAUUCUAACAUUUGUUGUGAAUGUUUUAGUGAAAUGAAACCCUGUACUUACUUUUAAAAGUUUAUUUCUGGACCAGUUCGCUUCGACCAUUUAAAAAAAAAAAAACAAUGUCUUCAACGCUGUCACAUGAACUGCAUCGCCGUGGUGACGAUAUUUGUUUGCCGUUUUCACGGACGCCUCGUGUGUCUGAAUAUCACCAGGUAAACACAAGACAGUUUCCAAUAUUUUAUUGGUCAAGAGCAACAAGACAGACAGACUGUGUUAAAAUUAACCUCACAAAUGUCACAUAUGAAAUAUUCGGUGUUUAUUUCCUGGUUUGUCGGUAGCGGCUCCUGAAAAGCAAGUCUACCACACAUCUGUGUGACCAUCACCAGUUAAUCAGUAACACCAGUUAGUCUGUAACACCGGCAAUAUUUAUUCCCUUGGUUUGUUGCUGUGUGUGAAUGCCAGAAGGUGAGUUCUGAUUACAUUAUGUUAUGUAGGUUAAAUGCUCUUGGGUGUAUUUGUUCACUUGAGUGUAUGCAAAUGCUGUUUUUGCAAAUGCACUAUUCAAGCUACUAAGCUGUUGUGUUGUGACAACGCCCGUCUCUGCGAUUCUUUUGGUCCUGGUAGAGAUCACGCUGAGAUGUUUCCAUGUUUUACACAAUCCUUUUAUUACCCAUUAUUCUUACAGAUGCAUCUGGAGAUCAGCACACUGCAUCCUAUGCAGUCCUAUGCUAAAGGCUGAUCUGCAGAACUCCACACAAUAGUUACAGUUAAAACCUCUGGUCUCCUCCCCCCUACAGUAAACACCCCCACAAUGGAAAUACACUAGUAGAGUGGCCAAGGAUGCUGACCCCCAUCUCCUUUUAAGCACCUCCUCUCUGUCCACGUGUUUCCUCGUUCCCUCCCCCUCAGAGCUGCACUUUGAAAAUGGGUGUAACCAACAUGUGGUGACGUGUAAGAGCUCACACAGGCUCCAUUCACUGCAGAAACACAUGUUGUUGAGAUCAGAGCUCAGACUAGUUUCCGUUAUAAGGAAGAGAAACUCACACAGUCACUGACACUGAGAGGAGAAAUGGCGCAGAAAGGAGUUCAGCUGGACCAAGAAGCCUUCUCUUGUUCCAUCUGUUUGGAUCUACUGAAGGAUCCAGUGACUAUUCCCUGUGGACACAGUUACUGCAUGAACUGUAUUAAAGCACACUUUGAUGAAGAGGACAGGAAGGGAAUCCACAGCUGCCCUCAGUGCAGGAAGACUUUCACACCGAGGCCUGUCCUGGAGAAAAGCAUCAUGUUAGCUGAGUUGGUGGAGGAGCUGAAGAAGACUGGACUCCAAGCUGCUCCAGCUGAUCACUGCUAUGCUGGACCUGAAGAUGUGGCCUGUGAUGUCUGCACUGGGAGGAAACUGAAAGCCAUCAAGUCCUGUUUAGUCUGUGUGAUCUCGUACUGUGAGAAACACCUCCAACCUCACUAUGAUGCAGCUCCAUUAAAGAAACACAAGCUGGUGGCCCCCUCCAAGAAGCUCCAGGAGAACAUCUGCUCUCGUCAUGAUGAGGUGAUGAAGAUUUUCUGUCGUACUGAUCAGCAGAGUAUCUGUUAUCUCUGCACAAUGGAUGAACAUAAAGGCCAUGAAACAGUCCCAGCUGCAGCAGAAAGGACUGAGAAGCAGAAGGAGCUCGAGGUGAGACGACUAAACAUCCAGCAGAGAAUCCAGGAGCGAGAGAAAGAUGUGAAGCUGCUUCAACAGGAGGUGGAGGCCAUCAAUGGCUCUGCUGAUAAAGCAGUGGAGGACAGUGAGAAGAUGUUCACUGAGCUGAUCCGUCUCAUCCAGAAAAGAAGCUCUGAUGUGAAGCAGCAGGUCAGAUCCCAGCAGGAAACUGAAGUGAGUCGAGUCAAAGAGCUUCAGGAGAAGCUGGAGCAGGAGAUCGCUGAGCUGAAGAGGAAAGACGGCGAGCUGGAGCAGCUCUCACACACAGAGGAUCACAACCAGUUUCUACACAACUACCCCUCACUGUCAGCACUCAGUGAGUCUACACACUCAUCCAGCAUCAAUAUUCGUCCUCUGAGGUACUUUGAGGAUGUGACAGCAGCUGUGUCAGAGACCAGAGAUAAACUACAGGACAUUCUGAGAGAGGAAUGGACAAACAUCUCACUGACAGUCACUGAAGUGGAUGUUUUACUGUCACCACCAGAGCCAAAGACCAGAGCUGGAUUCUUAAAAUAUUCACGUGAAAUCACACUGGAUCCAAACACAGCAUACACACAUCUGUUAUUAUCUGAGGGGAACAGAAAAACAACAUUUAUGAACCAACAACAAUUUUAUUUUGAUCAUCCAGACAGAUUCACUGGAUGUUAUCAGGUUUUGAGUAGAGAGAGUCUGACUGAAUGUUGUUACUGGGAGGUGGAGUGGAGAGGAAGAGGAGUUUGUGUAGCAGUUGCAUACAAGAAUAUCAGCAGAAAAACUGGCCUAAAUGAAUGUUUUCUUGGAUACAAUGACAAAUCUUGGGCAUUACGUUGUGACACAAGCAGUUAUAAAUUUUGGCACAACAAAGUCCAAACUGUCCUCUCAGGUCCUCGGUCCUCCAGAGUAGGAGUGUACCUGGAUCACAGAGCAGGUAUUCUGUCUUUCUACAGCGUCUCUGAAACCAUGACUCUCCUCCACAGAGUCCAGACCACAUUCACUCAGCCGCUCUAUGCUGGAAUUCGGUUUUGUCACUCUGAUGGAGACACUGUAGAGUUGAUUAAAGUCAAAUAGAGAAGACAGGUUCAUGUUGAUCCCUGACCAUUAUAUGUACUUGUGUAGUUUCUAAAUGAGGCUUUACAUUUUAGAAGCUGAGAAGUUCAGUGGUCCAUUGAUGUGUGAAAAUAAUAUUGCACUGAUUCAAACUGUACUUACAUUUAUAUACCUUACAUCAAUAUAAAUCUGAAUUUGUUCUUAUGGCUGAUAAUCAUGGCACAACCUCAAUUCCAAUGAAGUUGAGACAUUGUGUAAAUAAAAACAGAAUACAAUGAUUUUCAAAUCCAAAAGCCAGCAUCUGUGACGGUAUGGGGGUGUGUUAGUGCCCAUUGCAUGGGUAACUUGCAUAUCGAUGAAGGCACUAUUCAUGCUGAAAGGUACAUACAGGUUUUGGAGCAACAUAUGUUGCCACAUCUUUUUCAUCUCAAUUCAGAACCAAGAAAUUUAAGGUCAUCCAUCCUUUAUGUCUUUAAGGCAUUCCUGCAGUUAAUUAAUUGUUUUUUGCCAUCUAGUGCUGUGGAUAGAUAAAGAUGGGUUACAUCUGCAUAGCAAUGAAAAUAUAUGACAUGCCUCCGAAUCAUACUGCGUAAAGGAAACUUGUAUAAUGUAAACAAAGUAUAUUUAAACUUUUUAAAUAUAAAAGCAAAUAAUACGGACCUGUAUAUUGUGGAGAAUAGACAUGUUUAUUUGCCCUAAGCUGAGUCCUUUAAAUAGUUCAAUCUGACUGAAUGUGCAGCCGCUGUACAGAGACAGAGUGGGUGCAGUUUGAACAGUUUCUGUUUUAAAAGUUGGAAUGUUUGGCUAUACAUGGAAAUAUUUAUUGUGCACUCACACAAUUUUGACUCUUUCUGUGUGGAAAUAGUAGCUUUUGAUUUCGUGGUUUUGAAAUGAGGGAAGAUACAAAAGUAAAAUGUGCAGCAAACAUGACAGAAUUAUACAAUGGAAUGACCAUAAAAAUCCCCAAUCUGACCUUGACCAUAAAAUUGACAAAUGGACUUUAACAAUGCAUUUCUGUGCUCAGCAAGUCACGAUGAACCUGAAAACUGAUUACUAACACAAGAGAUGUGCCUUCACCCUGCUAAAAGGGAUGGAGUGGAUGUUAAGGUAGCUCAGCUCAGAUUGUCCACAUGUUUUGUAUUCUGCUAUGUUUUCAGGCUGAUUAAAACCUAAAUAAUAAAGUGCAUUGUGUCAUUAAUAAUGGUAAUCUGUAUCAGAAUUUCAGAAAUGUGUCUGUCCUGCACCUGGUGAAAUCUGUCAUCAAAUCAGAACAUUAACAGUGUAUUAAACACAUAUUAUUGUGUAUCAUGUCAUCAGGAAUGUUUUUGACAAGAAUUAUAAGACACUAGUGAUUUUAAUGUAUUUUAAUGUAUGUAAUGUAUUUUAAUGUAUGUAAUGUAUGUCUGUAACACAUUUCAUUUUUUUCCACAAGAGUAAACAUGUGAUUUAUGUCUAUUUCAUUUUUCUUUUUUUUACCUUGUAAUUAGUUCCCACAGUGAAUUCAUCAUGUAAAUCUCUAAUAA